Messenger RNA from Lindgomyces ingoldianus, 804 nucleotides. RefSeq lists its product as uncharacterized. The record is from RefSeq and is a predicted model, not a curated record. Bases 1 to 804 code for a protein of 267 amino acids. NCBI's taxonomy places the organism in Eukaryota, Fungi, Ascomycota, Dothideomycetes, Pleosporales, Lindgomycetaceae. The transcript has 7 exons.
AUGAAAGAGAGGCAAGAGGUGCAUUCAAUUGCUGAAGUGUUCAGCGUAGGUGCCGGCAGCCAGGGGUGCGAGAUUGAUCGCCCAUCAUCAAUACUUCCCGCGACGGACCUCUAUCCGCCACAGAAGCAACCGAGAACGAAAAGGGGUACACAGGCGUUGGAUGAUACUCGAGCUCGUCUCGCCUGGCUUUGUUUUCACACGCUGCUCCUGCUGAUCUCGUGCUCAAGUCACUUGAAGGUCGAUAUCACUAGGCGUUGGAGGCCGAAGAGCUCAUCUCUGACCGCACUGCUUGUGCUACUCCAGCUCUCGAUACAGCGCACAGGAAGAUGCGAGAGCUCAUUUAAAUAUACGUUUUCAGUGUUGUCUUCUGGAAGCCCUGCCAUCAGCCAAUCAGCACCCGGCCCUGUGAUACAGAACGGUCAACGGGAGAAGCUUGGCCGACCGUACUCUCUCAGCGCGAAGACCACCCCAACCCAACUUCAACCUCAACCGCGGCGCCCGCUCUCUCAUCUUCCCACACCACAUCUAUACUCACCCCCGCGCCUCUCACUCUGUGGCCGCCACAGUCAACACCCUCCUGUGACGCCUCUGCUUCCCUCCAUCGUCACUAUCGCCGGCGUCCGCCUCCCCACGUUCAUUGGCCCGCCCUUGGAUAGAUUGAGGUUAACACCGUAUGAGUUGUCCCUCUGCUACCCUUGCCGCCUCGACUUGAGUGUACUCAAGCUGCUGAUUGGAUACCCUCGCUCGCCUUGGACUGCUCGCUGUCUUGAUUCGCGCCCACGCUCCCUCCCGACUUGCAAUUAG